AUGGAAGAGGAGAGUGCAUCUUAUGGGGACAUUAUAGUAAGCAUAAGUGAACGCAAAGUGUGUCCGGAUUACAUAAUUCAGAAGCUGCACAUCAACCAUGUAAGUAAGAACACCAAAACUUGUAAGAGUUUGGUCAAUAAUUGUAAACCAAGUCCUUUGAAAGACUUUACCUUAAACCUAUCCAAGAAGGGAAACAAUAUUGUAGAUGCUUCUUGUACGGGACCAGAUGAAUUGAAUGGACCCGAAAAACACUAUACUUUAAAAUGGGAUGGCAAUAAUGAACAGACCAGCAACACUUGCAAAUUCGAAGUGGACAACCUUUCUUUUUUGAAAACAUACACUUUUCACGUAUCUGUUUCCAAUGGAGAACAUUCUUCAGAUACAAAAUCAGAAACAAUAAGCACCAAAUAUAAUACUAAAGCUGUCAUUGGAUUCUUGGCAUUCCUGAUUAUUGUAACAGUUGUGGCUUUGCUUCUUGUCCUGUAUAAAAUAUACAUCCUGAACAGAAAGAACUCAAGUGCUGGAGUCGGACGGACUGGGACCUAUAUUGGGAUUGAUGCAAUGCUGGAGGGAUUAGAGGUUGAAGGACGAGUUGAUGUAUAUGGAUAUAUUGCAAAAUUACGGCGCCAGCGAUGCCUCAUGGUUCAAGUGGAGGCACAGUACAUCUUGAUCCAUCACGCUCUGGUUGAAUAUGUCCAGUUUGGCGAAACAGAGGUCUUUGUUUCAGAACUGCCCAACUAUCUCAGUCAGCUGAAGAAAAAGGAUCCUCUCAGUGAUCCAUCUCUGCUGGAAGCUGAAUUUCAGCGACUGCCUUUAUACAAAAACUGGCAGAAUCAGAAAGCUGGUAGAAAACAAGAGAACGCGGAGAAAAACCGGAAUGCCUCAGUAAUUCCAUAUGAUUACAACAGAGUGUUAUUCAAACACGAAGAAGAAGGGAACAGAGAGUGUGAACAAGACGUCGAUUCGUCUGACGGGGAUAGUGAUUGUGAAGAGGAACCCAAUAAAUACAUCAAUGCUUCCUUUAUACCCAGUUACUGGGUUCAAAAUGGAAUUAUAGCAACACAAGGACCACUUCCAGAAACAAUAGGUGACUUCUGGAACAUGGUUUAUCAAAAGAAAGUCAAAGUUAUUGUGAUGCUGACAGACAAUCAGAGGAAAGAGAGCAGGAAAGUCUUUCAGUAUCAGUACCAUAAGUGGGAUAGUUCUGAUCUCCCAGAAACCCCCCAAGAUUUAAUCACCAUGAUCCAGAAUCUCAAACAGAAGUUUUCAUCCCAAGAUGGAGCUGAAGCGCAUUUGAUCAACAAGGGCAAGAGCGUCCCACUUGUUGUCCACUGUGGUGAUGGUUCUAAACAAACCGGAGUAUUUUGUGCUUUGCUAAAUCUCUUGGAAUGUGCUGAGACUGAAGGCGUAAUCGACGUUUUCCAAGUUGUGAAAGCUCUUCGUAGAGCCAGAACAGAAAUGAUUUCCUCCUUUGAAGGUUAUCAGUUUCUAUAUGAUGCUAUUGCAAGCCUGUAUCCUGCCCAGAAUGGACAGCUACAAAAUGCCCAAUGCCACGAACAAAUUACUAACACCCAGAAUGAAGUCAAGAAGGAAGAAGGGAGUAACUCUUUGGAGUCUGAUUUCCAACUUAUGAGUCACGAAAGUGGAAAUGAUGCUGAGAUGUGCGAUGAUUUCAAAGCCAAGGAUACAUCUAGGGAAGCAGAGAGUUCUAUUAAUGGACCUACAAAUCCAGUUUUAAGUGGCAUGGCUUAGAAUUUGAAUCAAUCCUCGGUCCGCACCAUAGAGAAUAUUCCUUGAAAAGAAAAUUGAAACCAGAAUAUUAGAAAUGGCAUUCCUUUACAGAACACAUCUUGUAAAACGCAAAGGAUUAUUUUCCUCCCAGGAACAAUGUGGAAGGAUGAGAAACUUUUGGAUAGAUAUAAUAAGACUGUGAAUUUUGUAUGCGUGUUUGCAUAGAAUUUUAAUCACUGGCUGUGAUUUGUGCUGUUUAAUAUUUUUCGAAGCACAGCACACUUUUUUUUUUAUAAAGGUCUUUUCCAUAGUUCCAAAAGAAGAGAACUGCUCUUCUCUUCCUUGUUGUUGCUGUUGUUGUUAAGAGGAAAGAAAGUUAUUCAUAAACAGUUUUGUCUGUGAAAAUAUUCAGGUUGGUAUCCAGAAAGAAAGCACAGCUGAUUCUGAAUGCCCAGAGUUUGUUUAAAAAAAAGGAUAAGGCUUCAAGUAUAAGCUUGUAGUCACCAUCUUGAUUUUGUUUUAACCUUCCCUGCAUAUGCCGUAAUAUAUUUUUAUAUUAUAUUAGGAUAUUAAAACAGGUUGUAGUCUUGCAGGUCACAUUGCAAUGAUGAACUGAGACAACAAACAAAUGUUAUCAAAACAAGAGAGAUGUAAAAUAAAGUUUAUGACCUGGGUUAGUAUAAACGUGGACACAGAAUCUGAACAAGAACCUGAAAAAAUUAGAAUUCCUUUGACUUGAGCUCAGCUAGUGAAGAAGGUAUGAUAGAUGUCCUUUUUUCCAACAGCAACAUAGAAGUGUUUUGCCAAAGCACAACUUUCUAGUAAAAGUUUUUGAAUUGCAAAUCUAGACGUGGCCUCGAGAUGGCACUGUAUGUACAAGAAAUUCACCAACAAAUCUCAAGUUAUGAAUGCUGAAAGCUGCAUAAGGUUAAUUCAGCUAACGUUUACUUAGACAUGUUAAUACAGAUGUUCUGUUUUGUACUCUGUUUCUACGGCUUGAAUAGAAGUUUUAUUUACAAGAGGCUAUAUUUUAUUCUUUAUAGUUUAUUCCUUUGGAAAGGCUGCACUUUGUAUUAAAUUUUAUAUGGAAAA
This is a messenger RNA of Thamnophis sirtalis, 2823 nucleotides long. The record is from RefSeq and is a predicted model, not a curated record. Lineage: Eukaryota; Metazoa; Chordata; Lepidosauria; Squamata; Natricidae.